Messenger RNA from Suillus discolor, 1012 nucleotides. RefSeq lists its product as uncharacterized. The transcript has 6 exons. Bases 35 to 895 code for a protein of 286 amino acids. The record is from RefSeq and is a predicted model, not a curated record. NCBI's taxonomy places the organism in Eukaryota, Fungi, Basidiomycota, Agaricomycetes, Boletales, Suillaceae.
GUCCUGAGCUUGUCCUUUGUCCGGUACCAACACUAUGUCACGCAGGCAUGAAGUUGGCAGGCUCACAAACCUAUGGAGAGUGUUUCUGAAAGCAUUAGCUCGAUAUGUUGCUUUCCCGUUACGACUCGUACAUCGUCUGUUUCAUGCCCUUCUGCAACUAUAUUCUCGCAGGUGUCGGUUCCGACCCGUUCAAAGAAACGGACGUGUAGAGCGGGUUACUGGCUCGUUCCAGCCCUCCCUCCUUCCGAGUAACACCGUGCAGCUACAGGUGCCACCGCCAUCAUCAGGAUCCGCGACCAAUUCAUUCGUCUCACUAUUGCCAGUCCACACUCAGGCUCUUCCGACAUCAACUAAUCUGGGCCAGCAGUUGCAUCCUGCACCUUCAGUCCGCUCGGUGUUCAGGCCAUUCACGCCUUCUCAGGUGAUGCGAUACAACAAAACCCCUCAAAUCAAGCGGGAGGUCAAACUUGUGAAUAUCCCCGCUGGAAAGAGAGACUAUUCUGAUCAAGAAGACAGUGGUACCUGGUAUCCCCGUGUACACCCUGAAGGAGCGCUAUACUUUCAUGACACCGUUCGCGGUAUUUACACCGAUUCGGACAUGCGGGACGGAGAACGCCGAUCUAGCAUGACCUCGUGUAUCGAGAGGUUACUCGCCCAGCUCACUCACCAGUGUGGAUUGCUGUGCAGCGGUGAUAUAGAGCUCGUGGUGGAGUUGACAAGGAAACGUAACAAUGAUAAGGUAUACAGGUACUAUUUCGUCGAUCAUCCCAACCGUCUACUUUUCUGGCUCGAUGAGAUAUCUACGAAAUGGAUUUUUGAUGGAGUUCUGGGCGUUGAGAAGUGGAGCCAUAUCAAGUAUGCUAUCCAGCAUCAGUACUGGCAAGUCUGUCAUUAACAGGAUUAGUACAAACAAGAUUGAUAUGAUUUCAGGCAACACUGCGAACUGUAUCCCAGUGACAAGCUGCCAGAUGCCCAGUUGCUCAAGGAACUCAAGGAAGUCGUUGUGCAUGCU